AUGAAACAAACUGCCUCCGUCGAUCGGUAUUUCCUCGUAGUUAUCCUUUUCGCCAAUGCGUUCGCCGAUAAAGUAGUGUUCCAGUUUCCGGAAUAUGAUUUUAAAGAAAGUAGCAAAAAUGAACUGAAAUUCCGGGAGUACGAGUCGGCCUGCGAACAAAGUUACCGCUGUGCGACGCUCGAUGGCAUCGAGAGGACCAGAUGCGUGCGGGAGUGUAUGUCCCCUUCCUGCUAUCAGGAAAUUUACAAAUUUGAUGAGCUCGAAGAAGGUGAAAUCGAUGUACGACUGAAUUCCUUCCGUGCCUGCUUCAUGCAACGAGUGAACCGCAAUCGUGACUAAAUGUCUCCUGCCCUUCAAUCACCACACACACACUAGGCGCAUGGUUCCUUCGCACCGGGCAGAUGGGUAGAUGAAAAGUAUCAGUAAUAUCUGUUCAGUAUUAAAUCGUCACUAGUAUGGAGCGAGUAUUCCAGGACCCACUUACCUUCUGACUUAACUGAUCAAUCA
Molecule: messenger RNA, 507 nt
Organism: Anopheles coustani
Lineage: Eukaryota; Metazoa; Arthropoda; Insecta; Diptera; Culicidae
Exons: 3
Coding region: 1-339 (112 amino acids)
Source: RefSeq, a predicted model, not a curated record